AUGAAAAGAGAAGAUUAAAUACAUCUCUCAUAUUUAUAAAUUUGGAAUGCUAUAGACACUCCUGUUAUUGAGAGUACGAAUAUUUAUAGUGAAAAGUUCAAGUAAAGUUCAGAAUCUCAAUAUAAUUGCAACUAAUCAUUUUGUUUACAACAUCCAUAAAAAAAAGUAAUUGAAAAUUAUUAAAUUAAGGCUAAAUAUAUAUUACUUAGUUCUGAAGGUUCAAAUUAAUACCUUUGUACAAAAUGUGCUGUAGUAUUUGCAUAAUAAGGGCAUAAAAUAUAAAUAAUUGAAGAAGGUAUAUUGAUAUUUAUAAAUAUUCAAUAGACAAUGCUAAAAAGAAAUAAACUGAUUCUUUUAUAGACUAAUUACUCCAAACCAAAGUUGAAAUUGAAAAUAUUCAUUCAAAUUUCUUAUAUACUGAGGCAAAUAUAAAAAGUUUUUAUAAUAACUAAUAGACCCAUGUAAUUAAAACCUUUGGAAAUGUUGAAAAAUAACUUCUUUUGGUAAUUUUUAAUAAUAAUUUUAUAAAAGUGCAAAUCUGAAAUACUUUUUGCAUUGACACAAUCACUAUGGUCUGGGAUAUAAACUACAAACUAACUAAAAGUCUAAGCCAAAUAAAUUGAACAUCAACUCGGAACUUAUAUUAAUGAUAUUAAAAAUCAUUAUGAUAAAAUUGUAUAGAUGAGUACACUUCCAUUUAAUUAAAUAAUGGGUGGUUAUAGUAGCAAACUCUUUAAAUUAUAAUAAUAUCUAAAAGAACUUUAAGAAAAUAAAGUUACAUAUCUUCAUUAUGAUGGUAAAAUAAAUAAUUUAGAUUUAUUUUUGAAAUCAUUAAGCUUGUUGAAUGAAAAUGAUUAGUCUUAAAAUUAAAGAAAUCAUGAAAGUACAAGGUCAAGUUCAGAAUAAAAAACUUGCAAAAGUGUUGAAAAAGAAAAAAGAAAUUAAGCCAACCUAAUAGUAAAGAAGCCAAAUGUUAUGACAAUUCUGAAAAAAAAAAAAUAUAAAAUUUUAAAAUUACUGAGUAAUCAAUUGAAGAAUGGAUGGAAAAUUCUAAUUCAAAGUAAAGAAAAACUGAACCAGCUGAAAAAUUAGCAAGUCCUAAUAUUCUGUCUCUUAAAUUUGUUAAAAAAUAAAUUAAUCCUAAUAUAGUAUCUUUGAAAUAAGAAACAAAUUAAGCCAUGCUUAAUAAAUUAAUUUCUGAAUUCUCCUAAAUUAAAAAAGAUAGAGCUAAAAAAAUGUAAUCAAAAACACCUGAAUUAGGAAAAAGUGUCUAAUAGACAAUUUCGAAUAAAUUUUCCCCAAAAUUUCUUUAUAAAAAUUAUUACAAAUGA
Messenger RNA from Paramecium sonneborni, 1331 nucleotides. NCBI's taxonomy places the organism in Eukaryota, Ciliophora, Oligohymenophorea, Peniculida, Parameciidae. The record is from the annotation of a GenBank genome assembly.